UCUAGCAAAUCUCACUGCACAGUGCCAGACUCCUCUAGUUCUGAUGCUCAGGAUAGCCCAGUGCAGCUUCAACAAAAGGUUGCUCAGCUGGAAAGAAAAUUAGCAGACAUGCAUGCCAAAGCUCACCACUCAGUGCCCACUACCAUGGCCAUGACUACAGGAAAAGAAGAGAUUAAAUAUUUGCCUACCUCAGUUGAACACCAGCAUAGCACACCCUUAGCUGGAAAAUCGUUCAGUUUCUGUUACAACUGUGGUGAAGAUGGACAUCACCUAGGUCAGUGUAACAAUGAAACAAAUGCCAUUCUCGUGCAGCAGAAACUUUGCAAGCGGUCUAAACAUAGAAACACAAAGUUUAACAGCUCUCAACCAGCCUCACCCAUGUCUUUAAACAUGUAAAAGCUCCUGUUGAGGGACAAAUGGGAGCUUCAAGGAAAAAAAAGGGUCCCAAGGUGCACCCAAAAGAAACGUUAGCAACCCCUGAAGUUGUUGGCAGGCAUAAGUCUGGUACCAUACCUGAUGGACUUAUAGGAGAGGCUUGUGAAGUAACUGCUUUGGUUGAUGGCAGGGAAUGUGUUUGUCUUGUUGACAGUGGUUCACAGGUUACAUGUGUUGCAGAGUCAUUCUAUAAUACUUACCUUAGCCACCGUGAAUUGAACUCCCUUUGUACUAUAAUUACCAUAGAAGGUGCUGCAGGACAACGAGUGCCUUACUUAGGUUAUAUUGAGUUGGAAGUGCAGUUACCUAAAGAGAUAUGUGGAACAGAUGACAAAUUCUGUAUUCUCGCUCUUGUUUGCCCUGAUCAACAGUACACUCAACGUGUUCCUCUAAUUGUGGGUACUAAUCUACUAAGGCUUCUUGUUUUAUCUUGCCAAGAUGUUGCUGGUGAUAAUUUUCUUCAUACACUAACCAUUCGGAAUGAUUGGGCUAGGGUUUUGCAAACUAUUGUUAGACAAGACUUUAUCACUCCAAUAGAAGACAAAUUGGGACAGCUCACACUCAACAACAGCCAACCACUUACUCUGUCGAGUGGUGAAAUGGUGGAGGUUCUUGGGGAAUAUCAUGGGCAAGCGUCACAUAGUAAAUAUGUAAUUUUAGAAGCUCCAGAUGAUCCAUGCUUACCAGGCGGUUUGCUUAUGUUCAGCCAGAUUGUUGAUGUUCAGAAUGGAUUUACAAUGUCCAGUGUUCUCAUUAAGAAUGAAACUGAACACGAUAUUGUGCUUACUCCCAAAAGAGUUAUUGCUAAUGUGUGUGCAGUAGAAUGGGUGAAGAGUGUUUCUAGUAAUGGGACCCCACCAGACUUUCCUGUUGGAAAUACAGGGAAGGUUUUGUGCUCGCAACAUGCAGUUAUAGCACCCUUGUGUCUUCAGUUUAAUUUUGAAGGCUCACCAAUUCCAUCUGAGGUUAAGAAACACAUUGUUAAAAGAAUGCGUGAAGAAGUACCGCAUGUUUUCUCACAACAUGAUUUAGAUAUCGGACAUGUAUCAGGUGUCAAGCACAGGAUUAAGCUGAGCGAUGAUACUCCUUUCAAGGAGCGCACUCGACGUGUGUCUCCCUCUGACUUUAAUGAUCUGAAGCAGCACCUGUAUGAGCUGAUUAAUGCAGGGAUCAUUGAAGAAUCUGCCAGCCCAUAUGCAUCUCCGAUAGUUCUUGUAAGAAAGAAGAGUGGUGCUUUGAGGAUGGUGGUGGAUUACAGGAAAUUAAACCAGUUGACUGAAAAGGAUGCCUAUCCUCUUCCAAGGAUUGAAGAAACUUUUAGCCUUCUUGCAGGUUCAAAGUGGUUUACUGUGCUGGAUCUAAAGAGUGGCUAUUAUCAGAUUGAAAUGGAAGAAAAUGAUAAGCCUAAAACAGCAUUCACAACACCGUUUGGGAAUUGGCAAUUUAAAAUGAUGCCACAGGGACUGACCAAUGCUCCUGCCACAUUUCAGAGAACCAUGGAGAAGGUCAUGGCUGGACUUAACCUGGAAGAAGAAAAACAGACCCCCAUCCGACCACGACGACCAAGGACAAGGCAGCAACCUGUAGACAGUACAGAAGGGCUUACCAGGGAAGACACAGACCGUGAUUUUCAAGUAGCAAGUCCACGUGCUGAUAGGCGAGAAAGGGAAACCGAAACAGAGAAAGAUGUAGUUUUGGAUCUUGAAGAACUGGAAGAUGAACACGAUCAAGAAGAGAACCAGAAUGCUAAGGUUGAUGAACCAGAGUAUGUGUUGAACCCAGAAGCAGAGGAGUUUCAAUUCUUCGACCCUAUUGAUGAGACUGGAAGAUGGGAUAAUGAUCUAGCUGAGGAGGUGAUCGCAAGUAACUGUGAUUAUGAGGAUGAAGAGACAAUUCCUGCACCAAGAAGAUCAACUCGGAAUCGAAGACCCCCAGAUAGAUGGGAAUACCCUUUAGUUGGCAAGCAAGCACAAGCUCAAGUGCAUGAGUUUAAAUGUUGCCAAGAGAACAAUACAAAUGAAAAGUAUCUGUUCAGUUUUAUCACCAGGCAAAGUCAAAUAAUUCAGAAUCAGAGUCAGAUGCUAAAUAAAGUACUGGAAGUACUGACUGCUAAAUGCCUGUGUUAAGAAAAAGAAGAAAAUAUAGGUUUGAAAGCUUGUCGAGGACGACAACUAUAAGGGAGGGAGAAUGUAACCCCCUAUAAAGUAAUACAUUAUUUUAUUAUUAUUUUAUAGUGUAUGUUACCAACAAAGAACUAGAGUUGUUUUAUUACUGUUAAAAAGUUCAUUAAAUCAAAAUAAGACUUUAUUCAUAUUUAGUCGGCAGACUUAUUUUAAUUUGGCACCGUACCUUUAAGAGCCCUUAAUACAAUGUGCUCUCCAGUGAAUAUAGAAAACUAAGAUGGACGCCGCCAGGCUGUGAUGUGUCUGUGAUAUUAGGAUCAAAUCCUUAAUAAAAGACCUGAAGUAGCAGAGAGGGCUAGGAAUAUUUUAGUUCUCAAUAUUUUAUUUUAGGUAAGUGUUGCCAAAUUAACUUUAGAUGAUGUUUCUGAAAUUAGAGUAAUAUUCAAACUUUACUUGAAAGUUAUGUUAAAUCUUUAAUCUGCGCAGUGUACAUUGUACUGAAUACAUGUAUAUCUGUAGUAAUUCAUAAUACUGUAUUUUGCCAGCAAAUAUGUUUUAUAAAUUUAGUGUAUCGAGAAUGUUUAUUUGAAAUUCAGACUUAUUUAAAGAAAUUACAAUUAGUAACCAAUCCGAUUUAUUUGAUUGUGGUUGUUUUGGUUAGUUUAGUAAUACAACGUGCUCUCCAGUGAAUAUAGAAAACUAAGAUGGACGCCGCCAGGCUGUGAUGUGUCUGUGAUAUUAGGAUCAAAUCCUUAAUAAAAGACCUGAAGUAGCAGAGAGGGCUAGGAAUAUUUUAGUUCUCAAUAUUUUAUUUUAGGUUGAAGAACUACGUUGAACUGCGAUCAAGACAUCACACUGGACAUCGCUUUAAAGAUCAGAUGAGUGCUAAUUCAAGGACUUGUAUUGUUUUAAGGCACACGUGUUGCUAAAGUGGUACCACUAAAAGAACUACAUUUAUUUUAUAACUUUUAAUGGCCAUAUGUUUAUAUAUUGUUUUCUUUUGUAUUCUUUUCAUGUGUUGAUGCCUAUGUGAUUGUGCAUUAAAAAUAUGUACAGCUGCCGUUUCGUUAUUUAAACUGCAGCAGUAAAGAAAAGAGAAAUCCGAACUGA
Messenger RNA from Acipenser ruthenus (sterlet), 3668 nucleotides. RefSeq lists its product as uncharacterized. NCBI's taxonomy places the organism in Eukaryota, Metazoa, Chordata, Actinopteri, Acipenseriformes, Acipenseridae. Gene Ontology annotation, biological process: proteolysis. The record is from RefSeq and is a predicted model, not a curated record. Gene Ontology annotation, molecular function: aspartic-type endopeptidase activity. The transcript is spliced from 2 exons. Bases 417 to 2561 code for a protein of 714 amino acids.